CCAUCAUCCUUCUGAGUGGCCGACAACAUGAGCUUUACAUUUCAGUCAAGCUUCCAGUCAAGCUUCCAGACCAUCUCCGGCUUCAGCGUCCCCUAUGUGAGUCUUAUCUCUGGAGGACUGAAAGCUGGGAAAGCCAUCUUCAUUCAGGGAGCGGUUCCCUCUGGAUCUGAUAGCUUUGUGGUCAAUCUGAAGUGUGGGGAGUCUGAAGGAGAUGACAUUGCCUUUCAAAUCAAACCCCAGUUUAGCAGCAACUGCAUAGUCCUAAACAGCCGGCAAAAUGAGACAUGGGGACCAGAGGAGAAACUGGAAUUACCUUUAAAACAGGAGAGCAGCUUUGAUCUGAUCAUUGCCGUAAAUUCUGAAAAUUAUCAGGUGUAUAUGAGUGGAUGCGAAGUUGGCCAAUUUCAGCAUCGUAUAUCUUUGGAACGUGUCAUCGCUCUGAGUGUUGCAGGAGAGGUUUCUUUAACAAACGUGGUGUUCACUGAGAGCUUUGCUGGAUCCUCCAUCUUUGGGCAGGGCGGAAGUAUGAUCCACUCACAGAAUGGGACUAUGACUUUUGAAGAACAUUCAUUUGUGCUGAAUGGGAGCGGGUCUUUGAUGGUCACCGAAUGUAAUCUGUCAGCUAUCCAACCACCGACUGAACUUUCAUUGAGCAACCCAGUCCAAAAUCCUGUGAGUAGCAGAAACUUUCCAGGGACUCAGAACAAAAUAAAGUGCAAGCACUAAAAGAAACAGCAGUGAAAAAAAAAUGUGCAGUAGUUUUGCUAUUUGUUAUGCCUCUUUAAAAUUAUAAUAAUAAUUAAAGCCGCAAGCAGCAUUUACCGGGGUUCAAGCAUUUAAGGCCUUUAAGCACAUAUGCGUAAAAAGAUAUUAAGUUUUAUUUAGCAAACAUGUAACCACUUAAUUCAUAGAAGGAACAGCUAUGCCAUAUGCUUAAACAAACACAGAGAAAGAAAAGGCUUAAACAAUGAUACUUGAUACUCACUAAGCAUGCUUACACACACACACACACACACACAUAAACACACAGACACACGCAUAUUUUCUUGUAGAUUUAGUAUUUGAAAUACAUGAUGGGUAACAAUGUUUUCUGCAAAUCUCAGUAUAACACCAUUUUCGUGUUUCAUUUUACUCAUAAUGUGGCACAACCGUCAAAAUUAAUACUCGAAAGGAACUGAAGUGAUGAAUUUGACCAAAAAAGUGAUAGUAAAUGUUAAAAUAGUGAUUUUAGAAAGUCUAAAUGGAAUUAUAGAACAAUAUUAGUGAGUAUUAUGACAAAAUGACUUUUAAACAGCAGGUGUCAGCAGAGGACCACUUACUGGCUCAAUUUCAUUCUAAAAGUGUUCUGUGUUUCAAGUACAUUUUCCAUGUUAACUCCAUUAAUUAAACGUGCUGACACACACAUUUUGUUGCAUAUAUGGAUAUUUGAAAUCAAUGAUAUGUAAGAAAAUGCUUAUUCCAGGUUUCCCUUUUAAAAAUCAUAAUUUUCAGGUCUCAAUGUAAUUGUAAUGUUAUAUUAUUGCAAAAACAUUCAACAAAUGAACAAAUGAAGUGGUAAA
Molecule: messenger RNA, 1559 nt
Organism: Ctenopharyngodon idella (grass carp)
Lineage: Eukaryota; Metazoa; Chordata; Actinopteri; Cypriniformes; Xenocyprididae
Product: galectin-7-like
Exons: 5
Coding region: 28-726 (232 amino acids)
Molecular function (GO): carbohydrate binding
Source: RefSeq, a predicted model, not a curated record